Molecule: messenger RNA, 1241 nt
Organism: Phragmites australis (common reed)
Lineage: Eukaryota; Viridiplantae; Streptophyta; Magnoliopsida; Poales; Poaceae
Product: NAC domain-containing protein 22-like
Exons: 3
Coding region: 114-1064 (316 amino acids)
Biological process (GO): regulation of DNA-templated transcription
Molecular function (GO): DNA binding
Source: RefSeq, a predicted model, not a curated record
CAUACACCACACCCUCAUCCAUCCAUCGUAGUCCAGUACAAGGCAAGGCAAGGCAAGCAGAGAAGUCAGAGAAGCGCAGAGGCGAUCAUAGCACGAGAGCUAGCUGAACACCGAUGGCAAUGGUUGCGUCCAUGGAAGUCGAUCAGGAUCUGCCGGGCUUCCGGUUCCACCCCACCGAGGAAGAGCUCCUCGGCUUCUACCUUUCCCACGUCGUCCACGGCAAGAAGCUCCACUUCGAUAUCAUCGGCACGCUCAACAUCUACCGCCACGACCCCUGGGACCUUCCCGGGAUGGCGAAGAUCGGGGAGAGGGAGUGGUACUUCUUCGUGCCGCGGGACCGGAAGGCCGGCAGCGGCGGGCGGCCGAACCGGACGACGGAGCGCGGGUUCUGGAAGGCGACGGGGUCGGACAGGGCCAUCCGGAGCUCGGCCGACACGAAGCGGGUGAUUGGGCUCAAGAAGACGCUCGUCUUCUACCAGGGCCGCGCCCCGCGCGGCACCAAGACGGACUGGGUCAUGAACGAGUACCGCCUCCCCGAGAACGGCACCAGCCGCGCUGCACCGGCGCCACCCAAGGAGGACAUGGUGCUGUGCAAGAUAUACCGGAAAGCCACUCCACUGAAAGAGCUGGAACAGAGAGCCUCUGCAAUGGAAGAGAUGCAGAGACGCAGCAACGUAGACUACACAGUCUACACAUCCAGAGCAUCCCUGGUCCGGGCCGGCGCCUUCGCCGGAGACGACUAUCUGUCGUCGGACGACGUCCACGACAGUUUCCUGCUCCCCUCCUCUUCGUCGUCGGCGCCAUCGGGCGACAGAGACAACGCGCCCAAGGAAGCCAAGAAGGAAUUAGAGGCCACGGUCACGGUGGCGUCGACGUUUCUGACGCAGGCGGCGAACAUGCCCAGCAAGCAGCUCCCGGUGGUGAGCCACGGAGACCUGGAGCUGCCCAGACUGCAGGUCCCAACGAACCAUGGAGUCUUGGACUGGAUGCAGGACCCGUUCCAGAUGCGCAGCCCAUGGCAGGACAAGCUUUUCUUGUCCCCCCUCGCGUAUCCGCUCUUUUGAGGGGACAGAAGUGCAGGAAGGUUGGCAGUCCAAACUAGCCGUGUUAGACUCUUGUACAUGCUGAGUAGUACGGGUAGAUGCGAUAUUUUUUUUGAAUUUUUUUUUGGUGCCUUUCGGUAUGUAAUGUCUGACAUGAUCGCGAAGCCGCAAUAAAGUAACUUAAAUAUGUAGGAAUUA